CACUUCCGGACCUUUAUUUUGAAGCUCAGCAACUGCUCUACACCGGAAGCUGUAGUCUUCACUGCGGCUAACUUCACACUUUGAACAAGAUGGCGUCUAGCAGAAAGGUGUGUUAGCAGAGUCUCUUUGUUGUGUUGAGAAAGAGGUAAAAUGUGUAAAGUCCAGAUGCUGAGAGCGUUGGUGGAGCAGCGACUAACUGCGGCUGCUGAAGAGAUAUUUGGGCUGUUUGAAAGAACGAUAGCAGAGUACGAGGAGGAACUUUGUCGUUCAAAAGAGGAGAAGGAGCGACAACGGGAGCUACUGGACGCUGUUUUCAACCCUCAGCUUCGGUUCCACAGAGCAGAUGUUGAGCAGCUGUUGGUGGUUAAAGGAGAGGUUUCCCCUGAGCAGCAGCAGUGUAGCUCCAGUGUGGACCAGCAGGAGCCAGAGCCCCCCCGACACAUUAAAGAGGAACAGGAGGAACUGUGGAGCAGUCAGGAGGGAGAGCAGCUUCAAGGGCUGGAGAAGGGUGAUAUCACCAAGUUCCCAUUCACUCCUGUCCCUGUGAAGAGUGAAGAUGAUGAAGAGGAAGCUCAGUCCUCACAGCUUCAUCAGAGACAAACUCAACACAUGGAAACAGAAGCUGAUGGAGAGGACUGUGGAGGACCAGAACCAGCCAGGAACUCACAUCCACAUCCACAACCAGAGAAUGAAGACCAGACUGGAGACUCUUCUGAACCUGAGACUGAUGGCAGUUUUGAUUGGAAGGAGACCAGAGAACCUCAGUCAGCUUUAAACUCUCUGAAACAUGAUUCAAGAUGUAAGAAAACAUUCAGCUGCUCUGAGUGUGGGAGAAGAUUUGGCCGCAAGCAACAUCUGAAGAGACACAUGAUGACUCACACAGGAGAGAAACCUUUCAGCUGCUCUGAGUGUGAUAAAGCUUUCACUGAAAGUGGACACCUGAAGGCACACAUGAGAAUCCACACAGGAGAAAAACCUUUCAGUUGCACAGUUUGUAAGAAAUCUUUUACAGAGAGAGGAAGUUUACGGAUACACAUUAGAAUCCACACAGGAGAAAAACCUUUCAGCUGCUCAGUUUGUAAGAAAUAUUUUACAGAGAGAGGAAGUUUACGGAAACACAUUAGAAUCCACACAGAUGUUGAGCAGCUGUCGGUGGUUAAAGAAGAGGUUCCUCCUGAGCAGCAGGAGUGUAGCUCCAGUGUGGACCAGGAGGAGCCAGAGCCCCCCCCACACAUUAAAGAGGAACAGGAGGAACUGUGGAGCAGUCAGGAGGGAGAGCAGCUUCAAGGGCUGGAGGAGGCUGAUAUCACCAAGUUCCCAUUCACUCCUGUCCCUGUGAAGAGUGAAGAUGAUGAAGAGGAAGCUCAGUCCUCACAGCUUCAUCAGAGACAAACUCAACACAUGGAAACAGAAGCUGAUGGAGAGGACUGUGGAGGACCAGAACCAGCCAGGAACUCACAUCCACUUUUACAACCAGAGACUGAAGACCAGACUGGAGACUCUUCUGAUCCUGAGACUGAUGACAGUGCUGAUUGGAAGGAGACCAGAGAACCUCAGUCAGCUUUAAACUCUCUGAAACAUGAUUCAACAUGUAAGAAAACAUUCAGCUGCUCUGAGUGUGGGAAAAGAUUUGGCUUCACGUCACAUCUGAAGACACACAUGAUAAGUCACACAGGAGAAAAACCUUUUAGCUGCUCAGUUUGUAAGAAAUAUUUUUCACAGAGUGGACAUUUACAAAAACACAUGAGAACCCACACAGGAGAGAAACCUUUUAGCUGCUCAGUUUGUAAUAAAUCUUUUACACAGAGUGAAAAUUUACGGUCACACAUGAGAAAUCAUACAGGAGAGAAGCCUUUCAGCUGCUCUGAGUGUGGUAGAGCUUUCACUGAAAAUGGAACCCUGAAGAAACACAUGAUAACUCACACAGGAGAAAAACCUUUCAGCUGCUCAGUCUGUACUAAGCAAUUUGGCUACAAGUCAGCUCUGAAGAAACAUAUGAAAAUCCACACAGGAGACAAAUCUUUGAGCUGCUCUGAGUGAGGUGAAGCUUUCACUGAAAAUGGACACUUGAAGACACACAUGAGAACUCACACUGCAGUGUUUGUGACAAAAGAUUCAACUGGUGCACCAGACUCAAAACCCAUCAGUGUAUAGAUCAUCAGUCCUCACAGCUUCAUCAAAGACCGACUCAACACAUGGAAACAGAAGCUGAUGGAGAGGACUGUGGAGGACCAGAACCAGACAGGAACUCACAUCCACUUUUAC
This is a messenger RNA of Sander lucioperca (pikeperch), 2265 nucleotides long. Its product is annotated as oocyte zinc finger protein XlCOF6-like. Bases 151 to 2040 code for a protein of 629 amino acids. The transcript is spliced from 3 exons. Gene Ontology annotation, cellular component: nucleus. Gene Ontology annotation, molecular function: RNA polymerase II cis-regulatory region sequence-specific DNA binding; DNA-binding transcription factor activity, RNA polymerase II-specific. Gene Ontology annotation, biological process: regulation of transcription by RNA polymerase II; central nervous system development. Lineage: Eukaryota; Metazoa; Chordata; Actinopteri; Perciformes; Percidae. The record is from RefSeq and is a predicted model, not a curated record.